Molecule: messenger RNA, 678 nt
Organism: Chanos chanos (milkfish)
Lineage: Eukaryota; Metazoa; Chordata; Actinopteri; Gonorynchiformes; Chanidae
Product: serum amyloid P-component-like
Exons: 3
Coding region: 1-678 (225 amino acids)
Source: RefSeq, a predicted model, not a curated record
AUGGAAAAGCUUAUCUGUUUCCUUGCCAUCUUGGCAACAUGUUGCGCUUCUCCUCAAGACCUCUCAGGUAAGGUGUUUACCUUUCCUGCGGAGUCCAGCACAGCUCAUGUUCGGCUGAUUCCAACAAGAGGAAACUUCAGCUCUGUGACUGUCUGCCUCAGGUACUUCACAGACCUGAGCAGAAACCAGGUCCUCUUUUCCUUGGCUACACCCUCACGUUCAAAUGGCUUUCUCCUGUUCAAAUCAAGUACUAGGGGCCAGCUAAUCGUUGCUGUACAAAAUGAAGACAUUGUUUUUCACAAACUCGCUGAUGAGCAAAAUUCCUGGGUAUCUGUGUGUGGCACUUGGGAAUCUGGCUCAGGUUUGGUUCAACCAUGGAUCAAUGGGAAGCCUGGCUCUCGAAAACAGGCUUCUCGAGAUAUUCUGAAUGGAGCUCCUAUCAUAAUCGUUGGUCAAGAGCAGGACUCGCAUGGGGGAGGGUUUGACGCUGGUCAGUCAUUUGUGGGGGUCCUGGCAGAUGUCCACAUGUGGGACUAUGUCCUUUCUUACUGUGAGAUCACCCGCUUUGUGAAUGAUGAUAAUUUUACUCCAGGGAACAUCCUAAAUUGGAGAGCGCUUCAGUUCAACUCGGUUGGGAAUGUGAUUGUUGAGAACAGGACCCCAGAAUACUGUUUCUAG